AUGAGUGUGUUACUGGCGAGCCUCCUGGCGCUACUUUUCCCGGUCGACGCCAUCCGGGAGAAAAGCCCUUGCCGAGUCCGGGGCACCCGAGCCGACUGCAGCCGUCUGAGCCUGAGCGACGUGCCGCCGAACCUCCCCGCCAAUAUCACCGGCCUAGACCUGUCUCACAACCGCCUGAAGCGGAUCCCGCCGGACUCCCUGAGAAACUACUCAAGUCUCCUACACCUGGACGUCAGCUACAACAGCCUGACCGGCCUGGAAGGCGGGCUGUGCCAGGCGCUGCCCCUUCUGCGAACGCUCGACGUCAAUCACAACGAGGUGCACGUCAUCCAGGAAGAGGAUUUCGAGGGGUGUGGCAGCCUGACUGACUUUCGCCUGUCGGGUAACCGGCUGAAAAUGAAAGGGGAAGCCUUCGCUGGGCUGCAGAGUCUGAAACUCCUAGAUGUGUCGAAGAACAACCUGAACUCGGCCAAACUGGGUUCCAGGCCUCAGAUGCCCCAACUGGCCGAGCUCAGGCUGGGAUUCAACACCUUCUCCACUUUGGCCAAGGAUGACUUUGCUCUCUUUGGCAACUCCACGUCUCUGCGGACACUCAACCUGGAAUCGGCCACCAUCAAAACAGUAGAGCCGGGUUCCUUCUGGCCCAUUUCCCACCUGACUACUUUAAUCAUGGACGGUAGCAAGAUGGGAACGACGGCUAUCUCCAAACUUUGCUCGGCGCUGUCGGGAACGUCCAUCCGGUAUUUGUCCCUGCAGAAGAUGAAGCUAGUGACGCUCACCAAUGGCACCUUCAGGGAUUUGCGGGAAAGUAACGUCACUUUCCUGGACCUGUCCGGCAACGGCUUGGGGAAAAUCGAAGAGGGCUCCUUCCGCUGGCUCGGCAAACUGGAUGUUCUGGUUUUGUCGGACAACAAUAUCAAGCACUUAACCGAAGGGACUUUUCAGGGUCUAGGUGCUUUGAAGCGACUGGAUUUGCAGAGAGCGCUGGUGAAAAGUCACACCUCCGCCACGCCCAUCAUCGACGACUUCUCUUUCCGGCCGUUGGGUGACCUGGAGACGUUGUGUCUGCGGGGUACUUCGGUGCGGACGCUCACCCAGCGGACUUUCACGGGCCUGAAGAAUCUCCGAGAACUGGACCUGAGCUGGAGCAGCUACGCGUCGCUGAAGAGCAUCUCCAACGAGACGCUGGUCUCACUAGGAGGGUCGCUGCUGAUGCUCAACUUGACGGCGGCGGCCAUUUCACACAUUCAGCCAGGCGCCUUCUCCAGUUUGGGAAACCUCACCCACCUUCUUCUGGACUUCAACUUUAUCAGGCAGACUCUGAGCGGGGAAGAGUUCCGAGGCUUGGACAGACUCCAGGAGCUUCGCUUGUCCUACAACCACCAGACGCUCACCCUCAGCUCCUCGUCGUUCGUCGGCACCCCCGGACUGAAGCUCCUGACACUGAGUAAGAGUCUCACGGCCGCUUCCUUGAACUUAGAUCCAUCUCCGUUCCACGGCUUGGUCGACCUGGCUUACUUGGACCUGAGCAACAACAACAUCGCCAACUUGAAAGUCGAACUGCUGAGCCGACUCGUAAAACUGAAGGUCCUCAAGCUGCAACACAACAACCUGGCGCGCUUGUGGAAGGACGCCAACCUGGGAGGGCCCGUCUUAUACCUGAACGGCUUGGAGAACCUGACCAACCUGGAGAUGGACAACAACGGUCUGGACGAGAUCCCGGCGGGAGCGCUGAGCGGGCUGAGGAACCUGCGGGAGCUCACCCUUAGCAACAACCUGCUAAACUACCUGAAGGACUCCGUGUUCGACAGCCUGACCCUGCUGAAGGACUUACGCCUCCAGAGGAACUUGAUCACCACCGUGAGACCCGAGGUUUUCCGUACUCCCUUGUCCAAUCUCAGCUAUCUCCUCAUGGACAAGAAUCCCUUCGAUUGCACGUGCGAAAGCAUCCUGUGGUUCGUCACGUGGUUGAACACCACCAACGCGACUGACGUUCCCGGCUGGAAAGACCAGUACAGGUGCAACACGCCGCUGGCUUACUUUAAUCGCUCCGUCGCGGAUUUCGAUCCGCUCUCCUGCAAGGACGGUGCGCCGUUCUACGCGCUCUACGUUUUGAACGUUACUCUGGUGGCGUUGCUGACGGUGACGCCGCUCCUGAUGCGCUUCCACGGCUGGAGAAUCCGCUUCUACUGGAACAUCUUGGUCAACCGGUCUUUGGGCUUCAGCGACGGCAAGGCCGAGGAGGGCCGGCAAUUCGAGUACGACGCGUACGUCAUCCACGCCGAGGUUGACGCCGGCUGGGUGGAGAGAGCCAUUUUGCCCCUGGAGCACUGCGGGUGUCGCACCUGCCGCCAGGAGGAGGCCGAUUCGGCAGAGAGCGCCGAAUUGCGCCCGGAAUGCCACGCGUGCCGAUUUUACUUGGAGGACCGCGAUCCAGUGGCGGGAAUGUCCCAUCUGGAAUCUAUCGUGCAGAACAUGAGGAACUCCCGGAAAAUUCUUUUUGUCGUGACAGAGAGUCUCCUCCUGGAUCCGUGGUGCAGCCGCUUCAAGGCCCAGCAGGCCUUGCACCAGGUGAUGGAGGCCAGCCAGGACUCGGUCAUCUUGGUGUUGGUGCAGGACGUGCCCGACUACAAACUCUGGCUGUCGCUCUUUCUGCGACGCGCCAUGCUGAGGCGCCGCUGCGUUCUGCGCUGGCCCGUCGGCGAGGAGCGAGCGAUGGCCUUCCGCCAGCAGUUGCUCAUCGCCCUGGGGAAGACCGAUCCCUUUCCGCCCCUGCUUUAA
Nerophis lumbriciformis (worm pipefish) is the source of this 2781-nucleotide messenger RNA. Lineage: Eukaryota; Metazoa; Chordata; Actinopteri; Syngnathiformes; Syngnathidae. The record is from RefSeq and is a predicted model, not a curated record.